AUGGCGCGUGUCAAACGAUCAUUCGCCACGAUGAGGGGAGACGAGAGGUCGACCAUGUCACCACCACCUCACAGGGGCGAGCUCAUGUCGAGAUGCUCCUCCAACCCUUCGACCCACUUGCAUGCUGGCUCGAGUCGCGAGCCGUCACUCGAGUCGCCCGACUUCAGUGGCCGUUUGCCCAGGUUUCCCGCCGAGGCGUCUGUUGUGCUCGUCGGGGUCCGGGCAGCCGGCAAAACCACACUCGCCGUCAUGGCAGCUUCGGCGUUGAAGAAGAAGAUAGUAGACGUCGAAUCCGCUUUCCAACGCUCAACCAACUAUUCGAGCCCUGCAUACAGCAAGGCUCACGGCGCAACCCAGUGCCAGAAGAAGCAAGGCGACGUCCUCGAGCAUGUCCUGCAAACCAAUCCUCGAGAUUGCAUCAUCAUUUGCUCGUGGAUGGAGCGACGGGUUCAGGGUCUUUUGCGACAGUUUGCCACCACACAUCCCGUCAUACAUGUGAUGCGAAGCCAGCAAGCCAUACGCGAUUGCCUCAAGAUAGCGUCCGAGACGAAGCUGGAAACGUUUUGGCGGACGAGCAAUGCAUUUUUCCGCACAUGCUCGAAUCUCGAAUUCUUCAACGUGUCGGAAUCCGGCGCCGCAGACCUUGACCCGGCAGCCACCACGACAAGUACCUCUCAUGCCGCGGAUUCACCACCGCACCUGGCUCUCAAGAAAGCAGAAAGGCACCUGCUGAAUUUCCUUUCCCAAAUCUAUCCGCCAGGUACGAUUCCCUUCUUCGAGUCGGCAUAUCCUCUAGCAAGCGUCCUCACGGAACACCGUCGUUACACGUAUGCCCUAUCCAUCCCGAUUGAAGAUAUCCUACAGCGAGACUUUGAUUUGGAAAACUACUCGGCUGGUGUGGAUGCCUGUCAGAUCACCGUCAGUCAUCUCGAUACGCUGUGGCCGGAUGCUACGUAUCUCGAGAGGUAUACAAGCAUGGCCAAUCGCAUCACAGAGGCGGUCGGCCUGGCACGCAGAAGCAGCGUCUUGCCCAUCAUAGUCCACAUCAAUCAUGCGGAUUCCUCAUCGACAUCAGCGACGUACCUUUACCUUGAUUUGCUCUCUCACACUCUGUCUCUCGUGCCCGAAAUGAUGACGGUGGAUUUAUGUCUGAAUGACGAUGCCAUCUCCAAACUCGUGGCGCAAAAGAGAGGCUCAAGAUUGAUCGGCGACUACACUCUCACCAACAGCUUCGAAUCUUGGCACUCUCCGAUUUGGAUCUCUCAAUACCGGCGGGCAGUGGAGCUGAAUUGCGACCUUGUGCGCCUGCUAAAACCAGCCAAUGCUAUCGACGACAAUUUCGACCUCGUCCACUUCCACGCUGCCGUCUACGCGCUGCCGGGUCCCCAUCUUCCGCUUACGGCCUACAACACGGGACCGUUUGGGAGACACUCGGCUUUCUUGAAUCAGACUCUGACUCUGGUCUCUCACGGCAGGGAUAUCUCUCCAUCGACCGGUCAAGGAUCGCUGGACCUUACUGCGCAAGAAGCUACGCGAGCACUAUAUUCUAGCUUUCUGUUCGACCCAAUGAAACUCUACGUUUUUGGCGCAAAUGUCGAGUAUAGUCUAUCACCAGCAAUGCACAAUGCAGCACUGGAGAUGUGCGGUAUUCCCCACCGAUACCGUCUGUGUUCAACAAGCUCGUUGAGCCAGGUCAGACAUCGCAUACAGGAUCCCAACUUUGGUGGCGCGUCGAUAGGUUUGCCUUUCAAGGUGGAGUUCAUCACCCUGGCAGAUUCCUUGAGCACUCAUGCUCAGGCUAUAGGCGCCAUCAACACUUUGAUUCCCAUUCGCAAGCUGGAUGAGAAUGGCUCGAUCCCUACUGGUGCGUCCUUCUUCCGCGGAGUCAACAGGGCCGGGCCCGUGCAGGCCCUGUAUGGAGAAAACACUGACUGGAUCGGCAUCCGCGCCUCCAUCCGUCGCGGUCUUUCGCCAGCUAACGCAGUUCGGCCCACGACUUGCGCGCUCGUCAUAGGCGCCGGAGGCAUGGCUCGUGCCGCCGUGUAUGCCCUCCUUCAGGUGGGCGUCAGCAACAUCGCCAUCUACAACCGCACCAUGAGCAACGGGGAAAAGUUGGUGGAGCACUUCAAACUGUUACUGAAAAGGAGCGAAUACCAAGGCCUCGGGGCAGGCGGAAACACCAAGUUUGAGGUUCUGAGCAAAAUUGACGACCCGUGGCAGUCCGACUUCCGGCUGCCCUCCGUAAUCAUUUCCUGCAUCCCCACGCAUCCUAUCGGGGACGUGCCAUCACCCGAGUUUCAGCUGCCAGAGUCAUGGCUGGGGAACCAAACGGGCGGUGUGGUUUUCGAGCUCGGUUACAAGACCCUGGACACGCCUCUGCUGCGUCAAGCAGUGGCGCACGCGAACCGCGGAUGGGUAGCCAUGGACGGCUUAGACCUGCUACCCGAUCAGGGAUUCGCCCAGUUUGAGCUCUUUACUGGGCGACGAGCACCUAGAAGAGUGAUGAGAAGGGCGAUAAUCGACAACUACCCCGGUCAGCAUCCCGAUCAGUAUGAGAGGUCUAAUCCAGAAGAACUACGCCGCCGAUUGCGGAAAGUAGUCGAAUAA
Ustilaginoidea virens is the source of this 2607-nucleotide messenger RNA. RefSeq lists its product as uncharacterized. The record is from RefSeq and is a predicted model, not a curated record. The transcript has a single exon. Gene Ontology annotation, biological process: chorismate biosynthetic process. NCBI's taxonomy places the organism in Eukaryota, Fungi, Ascomycota, Sordariomycetes, Hypocreales, Clavicipitaceae. Gene Ontology annotation, molecular function: shikimate 3-dehydrogenase (NADP+) activity; 3-phosphoshikimate 1-carboxyvinyltransferase activity; 3-dehydroquinate dehydratase activity. Bases 1 to 2607 code for a protein of 868 amino acids.